Danaus chrysippus (African queen) is the source of this 504-nucleotide messenger RNA. Lineage: Eukaryota; Metazoa; Arthropoda; Insecta; Lepidoptera; Nymphalidae. The record is from the annotation of a GenBank genome assembly.
AUGAGUGUUUAUUUAGCCAUUACUUUGUUUUGUAACGCCGCGUUAGGCUUGAGGAUAUUCCCUAUAGAAACUGCAAAUACGGUUAAACCGUCUUUGGCACCAUUCUUUAAUAUUGGAAAUGUUAAAAAUGUGAAUUUUCCGUUGCGAAUCGAACAAACUACAUCCCAAAGUGAUUUCUUUGCACCUACGCCAGUAAGACCAAAUGUAGUUCAAACUAUUGAUUAUAUGAAAAAUGUACCACCACCACAGCUAACGGUCGUUAAAGCGACUGAGAUGCCAGUUUUACAAGAGAUCACAGCCACAAGUAUUCUGCAAAUGACCAAACAGUUACCUGAAGACAUCUACCACAGUAUUGUGCCAACUCCAUCAUUGUCUACUGGUGAAAUAACCCUACAAUUCGCUGCUCUUUCAGCGUAUCCUAUGACAUCAACUGCAGAAUACCUUGGAGCUAUAGCUCCAACAAGCGUGAUUAAAGUUCAGGAAACGUUUGAUUUGACCUCAUAG